UUCAGUGCUGAUCCAUCCUUCGCACCCUGCGCCGGACGCCGCGAUACGCAACCCUUAGAAAUCUCCUUGCACGAUUUAAGAUUAAAAUUCAACUUCAACGGAAUCCAUUGGAAAUCAAAUUGAAAUUCUAAUUAAUAUUAAAAUCCCAAGCAAAUCUAAGUUUGAAUUAAAAUCCGAAUUAACGAAAAGGAAAAGGAAAUAUAGUUCGUCAAGUCUAACCGUCCGAUCACAAUUACUUCGCAAGAAUACCUUGAACGAGGAAGAUUUCUAACAAGGAGUGACGUUAAUUAUCGUUAUGUUUCUUCCGUUGCUGUUAAUUGCUCUCGCGAGCAUUCACUCGAGUCACUCUCGCUCUUACUUCGCGAGAAAUACACCUGUGGAUGUAACGCAUACAUUACCUCUCAGCUCGACAGUGAAUUUCAAGUGGAGAGUUGACCGAAUAAACCUGCGGAUAAUAGCGGGGGUUCAAUUCUUCGGCGACAAUAGCAGCUGGUUUGCGAUCGGAUUUUCCGACUAUGGAAAACUGAACCCGGCCGAUUACUGUAUUAUGUGGCACGACUGGCAUCGAGAGACGCAUUUCCAGGAUACAUGGGCGGACAACGAUGGAAAGAUACAAGUGGACUCGCAGCAAGACUGUGAAAAUUUCACAUGGAAGAGACAUGACAAUGUCACGUACUUCACAUUCUCACGCAAAUUAGACACCUGCGACGAAUAUGAUUACAUCAUCGAGAGGGGUACUACGCAUGUUACGUGGCUCAAAGGUCGCGGACCGCUCGUCUCCUUGGCUGGUCUCAAAGUCUCGAAUGCAGAAGCCUCGGGAAUGUCUCGCGUGGAAUUGUACAGAAUGCCUCAUAAGAAGCCCGUGUUUCCGACGGACGCCUGGGAGCUCGAAUUGCUCACUCAUCAAGUUCAAGUGCCGAACAAGGAAACCACCUAUUGGUGUCGAGUGCAAAAACUGCCUGAAGUAUUGAAGCGAAAGCAUCACAUUCUGCAAUUCGGCCCGGUUAUCCAAGCUGGUAACGAGCAUCUCGUACAUCACAUGGAGAUUUUCCAUUGUGCUGGACCCAUAAAUUUGGACAUGCCUAAGUACGAUGGGCCCUGCGAUGGAGCUGACAGACCGGCAAAGACGCAGAUCUGCAAGAAGGUGCUAGCUGCGUGGGCGAUGGGCGCCGACGCUUUCGUGUAUCCUGAAGAAGCCGGUCUGGCGAUCGGUGGAGCCGAUUUCAAUCCAUACGUUAUGCUGGAGGUGCAUUACAACAAUCCCGACUUGCAUCAAGGCGUUGUCGAUUCCUCUGGCGUGCGAUUCAUCAUCACCGAGACUCUGCGGAAGUACGACGCGGGCGUAAUCGAAUUAGGGCUUGAGUACAUCGAUAAGAUGGCCAUACCGCCACGUCAGGAGGCCUUCACGCUGUCCGGUCACUGCAUCGCGGAAUGCACAGGAAUCGGCCUGCCCCAGGAAGGGAUUCAUAUCUUUGGCUCGCAGCUGCACACGCAUCUGACAGGCAUCAAAGUCGUCACUCGGCAUGUGCGAGACGGCAAAGAGUUACCGCUAUUGAACUAUGAUAAUCAUUACUCCACUCAUUUCCAGGAGAUCAGACUUCUGCCGAAAGCAGUCAUUGUUCUGCCCGGGGAUUCCUUGAUAACCACCUGCACCUACAACACCAUGGACAGAGAUAACGUGACUCUCGGCGGUUUCGCGAUAUCCGACGAGAUGUGCGUCAAUUACAUUCACUACUACCCCAACACGCGACUCGAGGUUUGCAAAAGCGCCAUAAGCGACGACGCAUUAAGAACGUACUUCCGCUACAUGCGAGAAUGGGAAGGUCAAAAGACCAACGGGAAGAAGGGCGUCUCGUCGAACUACCAAAGCAUCGAAUGGAGCAAAGUCCGCGUGCAGACUCUUCACGAUCUCUACGAGGCUGCGCCUCUAGGGAUGCAGUGUAACAGUUCGGAUGGCUCUCGGUUACCAGGUUUAUGGGACAAUAUCGCCGCAACACCUGUAAGAUUGCCUCUGCCGCCGCCAAUCAGAGACUGCUUGGAACGUCCAAAUGAGCUCAAUAUCCUGGAACAAAUAUAAAUAUUGAUUACAAAAAAUUUCGCUAUUUAUCAAAUUACUCAAUUGUGCAAGUAUUUUUCGUGAAUGGUCGUAGUUCUGUCUAGUCUGGAAGCAUAUCGAUUUUAACAUUUAGACUUCCCUGAGAUUUGUGUCUAACGUUAAUUCCUAAACAAUGUAUCCUACAAUGUAUGUAAACAUACAUUUCCACAAUACAUCUGCGAAAAGAUAAAAUUAUAUAUUGUCUGUAAUUAAGACUGCAGAGGUACACUAUAUUGUCGGCAAUAUAUUGUAAAAAUUGCAAAGAGUUACCUCUU
Messenger RNA from Odontomachus brunneus, 2370 nucleotides. RefSeq names its product tyramine beta-hydroxylase (gene Tbh). NCBI's taxonomy places the organism in Eukaryota, Metazoa, Arthropoda, Insecta, Hymenoptera, Formicidae. Gene Ontology annotation, molecular function: copper ion binding; dopamine beta-monooxygenase activity. The record is from RefSeq and is a predicted model, not a curated record. The transcript is spliced from 10 exons. Bases 296 to 2077 code for a protein of 593 amino acids. Gene Ontology annotation, cellular component: secretory granule membrane. Gene Ontology annotation, biological process: octopamine biosynthetic process; norepinephrine biosynthetic process; dopamine catabolic process.